AUGGAGAUGCAAUCCUACUAUGCCAAGCUCUUGGGGGAGUUGAACGAACAGCGGAAGAGGGAUUUUUUCUGUGACUGUAGCAUCAUUGUGGAAGGGCGGAUCUUUAAGGCCCACAGGAAUAUUUUGUUUGCCAACAGCGGCUACUUCCGAGCCCUGCUCAUUCACUAUAUCCAGGACAGCGGGCGGCACAGCACCGCCUCCUUGGACAUUGUCACCUCCGAUGCCUUUUCCAUCAUCUUAGAUUUCCUGUAUUCUGGGAAGUUGGAUUUGUGUGGGGAAAACGUGAUUGAAGUUAUGUCGGCCGCCAGUUACCUACAGAUGAAUGAUGUGGUAAACUUCUGCAAGACAUAUAUUCGGUCAUCCUUUGAUAUCUGCCGAAAGAUGGAGAAGGAGGCUGCUGUGGCUGCAGCGGUGGCAGCGGCAACUGCAGCUGCAGCAGCUCAUCAGGUUGACGGUGGAAGCCCCAGUUCAGGCACGGAAGGGGCCUCCUGUGAUACCAAGAGCUUGGUCUCCUCUACAGCCAAGGAAGAAGAGUGUGUGGACUGUCCAAAGGAGUCCCCUUGUGGUGACUGCCGCCCCCUGGAACCGGUGGUGAAAGACAGCGAGGGCAGUGGCUCAGCUGACAGUGACCUCUCUACUCUGCCCAAGCAGAUAGAGCCCAAGGUGGAGUUUGAUGCUGACGAAGUGGAGCAGGUGGAGGUGGGUGAGCAGCUCCAGCAAUAUGCUGCGCCACUGAACCUGGCCCACAUGGAGGAGGGUUUGCCCAGUGGCCAUCCCGUGGACGUGUCUUACGGUAACUACCACGUGAAGCAAUUCUUGGAGGCCCUCUUGCGCAACGGUGCUGUCCAGAGCAAAGAUGAUGCGGAUCAUCACUUUUCUCGGAGUUUGGAGGGAAGACCAGAUGGUGUAGGGGGAGCCAUGAGUUCCAUGAUGGAUGUCCCGACCGACUGGUAUGGCGAGGAUUCAGGCGAUGUGCUGGUGGUCCCCAUCAAGCUCCACAGAUGUCCUUUCUGCCCUUACACUGCCAAACAGAAGGGCAUCCUUAAGCGGCACAUCCGCUCACACACGGGUGAGCGGCCCUACCCCUGUGAGAUCUGUGGCAAGAGAUUCACUCGACAGGAGCACCUGCGGAGCCAUGCCCUGAGCGUCCACAGAUCCAACUGUCCAAUCAUCUGCAAGGGCUGCAGAAGAACCUUCACGAAUCACCUGUCACAGGGGCUGAGGCGCUUUGGGCUGUGUGACAGCUGCACCUGCGUUGCAGACACACAUGAUGAUGAGUACAGUUUGAUGCCCAUCAACCUUAGCCUGGUGGAGGCUUCAUCCGAAAGCCAAGAAAAGAGUGACACAGACAAUGAUUGGCCAAUCUAUGUGGAGUCUGGUGAGGAAAAUGACCCUGCCGGAGAGGAUUCUGACGACAGACCACCAAUGCAGCCCAACCUAACAGACCGAGAGACACUCAUGUAGCAGCAGAUUCGGGGGAAGAGGUUUUGGAAUUUGUUAUCGCUCAUUCUGUGGUUGAACCCUGAGACGAACAUUUUUUUCAGUGUCAAUAUAUUUGCAUUUUUGUUAGAUGACCUAGUAGAGGUUGGAUUUUGUGACUCAAAGGACUAAUGAGUUUUUAGUUUGGUGCCCUUGAUUUCUGAGGGCUUGGCUGACCUUUCCUUAAUUCUGAGUGAAUAAGGCUGGCCCUCAGGCUUCCUGUUUUUCCUGUUGUGCACCUGAACUCCGGUUAGGAGAAAGAUAAGAAACCCCCCAUGCUUGUUUUCAUAGCGUCUCAAUCUCUGCAUUCCUUAGGGGUCAUCCUCUUUUCUCUGAAAAGGUGGGCAAGAAUGUAUUAAGUUUUGAGAAUAAUUUUACCUCUGCCAAGCCUCUCCUGAUGAAUUCCAUAUUCUAAUUUUCCGAAGUACUUAAGAGAAAGCUUUAUUGAUACAAGGCAGGCGGGGCCGCCUUAGACAUGAUUGUAAAAGCUACUUUCUAAAUCUAAGACUGCAAACGGUAAAAGCUGGGGGUGUUUGUGUGCAUACAAGCACGGAAAUAAGCUCAAAGCCUUCUUAUGGCACUUUGACUUGCCCAGUGGAAUUACAUUUUAAGUUUGCCCCGGGAAGGGACCCUGUGAGCCCAGGUCUGGAUGGUUUCCCUGCUUCGUUUGGUAUUUGACAAUUCUCAUCACACAAAUAACCUGUUUUGUGAUCAUAAAACAAAUCAUCUGGGCAAAACUAAAAAUUCUCCCCUGCUUUUUCGAGCCAUUUCCAAAGGCCACACUGCUGGAACUGUCGCUACCACUGACAUUCUUUUACUUAGUUUGUGAAUGGAACUUUAAUUGGAGGGAAAGUGUAAGCCUAUCUAAGCAAGAUAUAUUUCUAAAUUGCUUACCUUUUAAAAGAUCUGCUGGAAGAAAAGAGAAGUUUGUAGAAGUACAGGUUUUUAAAACCAGUCUGCUUUUCCCCUCUUAGCAGCCAUGCAAUUAUUCUAACAAAAGGCUGCACUUCUUUAAAGGGCUAAAAAGCAGGAAAUAUUAGGGAUUUAAAAUAUUUAAGGCACUUUCAUAAUUUUGUCUUAUGUUGAGGUAUCCAAAAUGGAUUUUCAAAGAAAUCCCUAAUGAAACGAAGUAUGCAAACAAAACAGUUUCCUUUGAACUUUGAAAAAAAUAAAAGAAAUCCCUUUUUCUUCCUUUAAUUUAGUAUAGUUAUGUUUCAAAAGGUAGUAAAAUCACUUUUUUCCUGUCUCUUAAACAAAAAGAUCUUCAAAACAUCAUAAAUUGGCUUGUAAAUGCUAGUCAUUGAAGAGUUCAAAGGUAUUUAAACUACUCAGUAGAAGUUAAAGUUUAGCUAGUGUGACUCAAACUGUGGUCCUCACACGGGUGCCGGUCUGUGAGUUGUUUGAUACCAGUCCACACAGCAGGACCAUGUAUUGGUCUGCAGUAGAUUGGAAAUUUUAAAAUUGGUCGUUUGCCCUGGCUGGUGUGGCUCAGUGAUUCGAGAAUCAGAAUGGGUGUGCUGUAUUCCAAUAAAACUUUACUUGCAAAAAACAGGCAGCAAGCAGGAUUUGGCCCAACCUGUUUUAGGUAGUACUUUUAUUUUUCUCUUACUAAAUGAAGUUAAUGAGUCUUCAAACAGAAAAUGUAUUUAGUGUUUAGUGUUAGCAGUUCUAUAUUAUUAUAGGUAAUCUUUUUUAAAUCUAUAGGCGAUAGCCCAGCAGAGUGGCUCAGUGGUUGGGUGUUGACCUAUGAACCAGGAGGUCACAAUUUGAUUCCCAGGCAGGCUGAUGCUCGGUCAGGGCACGUGCCUGGGUUGUGGGCUCUUGUGGGCUCCGUCCCAGGUGUGGGGAAUGUGGGAGGCGGCCAAUUGAUGGUUCUCUCUCAUCAUUGAUGUUUCUGUUUCUCGCUCCCCCCUCCCUUCCUCUCUGCAAUCAAUAAACAUAUAUUUUUAAAAAAUCUAUAGGAUA
Myotis lucifugus (little brown bat) is the source of this 3444-nucleotide messenger RNA. RefSeq names its product zinc finger and BTB domain containing 8B (gene ZBTB8B). The record is from RefSeq and is a predicted model, not a curated record. Gene Ontology annotation, molecular function: RNA polymerase II cis-regulatory region sequence-specific DNA binding; DNA-binding transcription factor activity, RNA polymerase II-specific; protein binding. The transcript is spliced from 3 exons. Bases 1 to 1464 code for a protein of 487 amino acids. Lineage: Eukaryota; Metazoa; Chordata; Mammalia; Chiroptera; Vespertilionidae. Gene Ontology annotation, biological process: regulation of transcription by RNA polymerase II.